Candidozyma auris is the source of this 615-nucleotide messenger RNA. RefSeq names its product Rab family GTPase SEC4 (gene SEC4). Gene Ontology annotation, biological process: protein secretion; regulation of exocytosis; protein localization to plasma membrane. The record is from RefSeq and is a predicted model, not a curated record. Gene Ontology annotation, cellular component: endosome; plasma membrane. Gene Ontology annotation, molecular function: GTPase activity; GTP binding. Bases 1 to 615 code for a protein of 204 amino acids. NCBI's taxonomy places the organism in Eukaryota, Fungi, Ascomycota, Pichiomycetes, Serinales, Metschnikowiaceae. The transcript has a single exon.
AUGAGUGAUAAGGCACCAUCGAGAUCGUACGAUAUGAUCAUGAAGUUGUUGCUCAUUGGAGACUCUGGAGUGGGCAAGUCGUGUUUGUUGUUGCGUUUUGUCGACGACAAAUUCAACCCAUCCUUCAUCACCACGAUCGGCAUUGAUUUCAAGAUCAGAACUAUUGAGAGCAAAGGCAAAAAAAUCAAGUUGCAGGUCUGGGACACAGCAGGCCAGGAGAGAUUCAGAACGAUUACCACGUCCUACUACAGAGGCGCCAGAGGUAUUGUAUUGAUUUAUGAUGUCACCGAUGCCAGAACGUUUGAAAAUGUCGAGAACUGGUUCAACACAGUCACCCCGCACGCCAACGAAAACUCUCAGAUUUUUUUGGUCGGUAACAAAUGUGACGAUGAAGAGAACAGACAAGUCUCUAGACAGCAAGGUGAGGAGUUGGCUUCUAAGUUGAAUGUACCAUUCUUGGAGGCAAGUGCCAAAACUAACGAAAACGUGGAGGCUAUAUUCUACGAGUUGGCAGGAAUUAUUCAGGAUAAGACCGUGGAUGAGGAGCCCCAGCAGGGCAGCUCGGGUAUCAACAUCUCCCAGAAAACCAACAGUGUCAAGAACAAUUGCUGUUAG